This is a messenger RNA of Kwoniella shivajii, 2793 nucleotides long. RefSeq lists its product as uncharacterized. Lineage: Eukaryota; Fungi; Basidiomycota; Tremellomycetes; Tremellales; Cryptococcaceae. Gene Ontology annotation, molecular function: ATP binding; ATP-dependent protein folding chaperone. Gene Ontology annotation, cellular component: endoplasmic reticulum chaperone complex. Gene Ontology annotation, biological process: endoplasmic reticulum unfolded protein response. The record is from RefSeq and is a predicted model, not a curated record. The transcript has 6 exons. Bases 1 to 2793 code for a protein of 930 amino acids.
AUGCGACCAUCGCACUUGCUUUCUCUACUGCUACUGCUCCUGGCACCCGCAAUACAAGCUGCGGUAUUGGCAAUAGAUUAUGGAGCGGAGUUUACCAAAUUGUCAUUGAUCAAGCCUGGUGUACCAUUCGAUGUGGUGCUGGAUAAAGAUAGUAAGAGAAAGAUAUCAAGUGUGGUAGGAUGGAAGAGGGAUGAUAGGGUGUUCGGAGCAGAAGCCAAGAUGGCUGCGACUCGUUUUCCCGACACACAUUUCCCAUACGUCAAGCCCUUACUCGGUUCGACAUCACAACUUCCAUUAUCACUUCACCCUAAUCCACCUUCACUUACCGAUGAUGGGGUGUUGAUAUUCCCUCAUCCAUCAUUCCCAGUACAUUUGUCGCCCUCGCCCCCUUCCACAGAUGAAGUAUGGACACCAACCGCAUUACUAGCUCAUCAAAUAUCGUAUUACAGGCACUUGGCCGAAACGCUUUUACCCGCUGGAGUCACACCCGAACCUAUAAAUCAAGUGAUCGUGACAGUUCCAUCAUGGUGGGAUCAUUAUCAACGUAAAGCAUACAAAGAUUCAUUGGAAUUACAAGGUUUAACUUGUUUAGCUAUGAUAGGUGAAGGUACAGGCGUAGCUUUAAACUAUGCAAUGACAAGAAAUUUCCCUGACUAUAACUUGGAAACUGGUCAAGGAUCAAAAGAAUAUAAUGUCAUCUACGAUUCGGGCGCUUUAUCAACUACUGCAACCGUUUUAGCUUUUUACCAAACAAGUUAUCUACCUACACCGAAGAGCAAAACUCCAAUCAAUACCACGCACAUAGAAGUUUUAGGUGUAGGCUGGGAAAACGUUGGUGGUGUUUUACUUGACGUUGCCAUACAAGAUAUCUUGACAAAGGAUUUCAUAACUAAAUCAGGUCAAAAAGAUGUCAUAAAAGAUAAACGAGCAAUAGCUAAAUUAGCUCGAGAAGCAAGUAGGGCUAAACAUAUUCUAAGUGCAAAUCAAGAAGCCAAUGUAGCGAUCGAGUCAUUAUAUAAUGACAUCGACUAUCGAUCUAAAGUCUCCAGAGCUGGACUUGAAUCAGCUGUUGAAGGUUCCAUCCCAUCUUUCUCUCAUCCAAUAACAGCUGCCCUGGCCUCAGCCAACUUGUCAUUGAAGGAAAUCAACUCUGUCAUCUUAUUUGGUGGAAAUACACGAGUACCUCUAGUUCAAUCCGCAUUGAAAUCAGCUCUCGGCGGACGGGAUGAUAUAAUCGCUCAAAACGUUAACACAGACGAAGCUGCUGUACUCGGAGCGGCUUAUUAUGGUGCUGCGUUAAGUAGAACUUUCAAGAUGAAAAACAUCAACUUGACAGAAACAAGCGUAUAUGAUAUCAUCAUGGGCGAAGAAGUUAUUUUCCCUUCAGGAAGUAAAUUAGGUGAAAAGAAAAUUAUCACCUUACCCAUAAAUGAGAAAGAUGAAAUAACCAUUGAUUUCGCUCAAUCAACACAUACCUCUCAAACUCAAUCCAAGACUAUAUCGGAAAAAGACGCUAAAACAAAGCCCAUCUUGUCACUUUCUGUCGUUGAUAUACAGUCUACUCUGAAGAACUUCACCUCACCAUCACCUGUAGUUCAAGUAACUUUGAAAUUAGAUCAAAGAGGAUAUCUUGCUGUCGCGAAUGCGGUUUUGACAUUCAAUUCUUCUAUCGAAGAUACCAAAGAAGGUAGCGGAGUAGCCGGUGCUUUGAAAGGUCUUUUCAGUUCGAAGAAGGAUAAAGAAGACGAAGAAAUCGAAGACAGCUCAACAGAGGACUCUGUCGCAAAGGAAGAUAAAAAGGAAAGUAAGAAACAAAAGGUAGCACUGAGAUUCAGAGAAAAACAUACUGGUAUUAGACCGAUGACGGGCGAAGAAAAGAGGACCACACAAGCUAGACUCUCGUCAAUAGCGAAGUUCGAAUCAGCUAAAUUCGCAAGAGAAGAAGCCAGAAAUUUGCUUGAAGGUUACUUAUAUCGAUUGUCAGGUUUAUUAUCUCCUGAUUCCGAAAGCAAAGCUUUACAUGAGUAUGCCACCAAAGAAGAACGGUCCAAGUUGCAGAAAUCAGUUGACAGCGCGAUGGAGUGGUUAGGCGAUCACGCUGAAGAAGCUGAUGAGAAGACACUCAGGGCGAAGAGAGCUGAUAUAGAAGCAAUUGAAACACCUAUAAUCACUCGAUUCACCGAGUUUGUUCAUCGACCAAAAGCUAUCGAAGCGUUCCAGCAAGCGAUGUUUGCUUCAAGAACAUUCCUCGUCGAAGCUAGAAAAAAUAACACCAUAGCAUUAGAAGCUGUCUCCAAUUCAACACCUGAAAAUCCAGCUAUACCCCCUAAAUUCACCGAAGAGGAGUUGAAAGGCGUAGAAGAUUUGAUGAAAGAUAACGAGAUUUGGAUGGAUACCUUGAUGCAGAAACAAGUUAAGCUUGAUGAUGAUAAAAUGAAGGAUCCAGUCAUCAGAUCUGCGGAGUUGGAUGAAAGGGGUAAAAAAUUGCAGAUGACUGUUCUCAGACUAGUUAAUAAGAAAGCACCUCGAAGACCUCGACCAUCAACAGCGACAACAUCAACCACCUUGGCAUCACCAACGGACCAUGGUCCAGAAGUUACGGAAUCAACUCACUCUGAACCUGAUCUGGCGGAACCUUCCACCACCUCAACAACUCUAGCCUCACCGACCGACAAAGGGCCAGAAGUGACUGAGGUGACUCAAGAGACAGGAGAAAAGAUGGGUAAGACUUAUACUCAAAAAAGUCAACCCUCGGAUAAAGGUCCCGAUCCACCAAAGCAUGAGGAACUAUAG